Rhizopus microsporus ATCC 52813 is the source of this 576-nucleotide messenger RNA. RefSeq lists its product as uncharacterized. The transcript has 2 exons. NCBI's taxonomy places the organism in Eukaryota, Fungi, Mucoromycota, Mucoromycetes, Mucorales, Rhizopodaceae. Bases 200 to 520 code for a protein of 106 amino acids. The record is from RefSeq and is a predicted model, not a curated record.
CCAACAUAUACCCGUCGUCCUUUUCAUAUACUAGUAAUUAAUGAUUAUAAUAUAGUGAGAUAAACAUUAAGAACCUCAAGUUAAUAGGAUCACCUGCGUCAGGGAAACGUUCAUUAGCUAAAGAGCUAUUGAAAUCACGUCAUGUGUUCUAUUCAAUGUAAGCAAUCCUAUAUUAUUCAACCAAACAGCAAUCAACCUCAUGUUUAGGAAUAUUGCAGAGAGUUUACCAAAGAGAAAUCUUGAUCGAAUAGAUUAUAUUCUUAUAUUUGUUGAUAUGACAAAUACAAAUAGCCUACUUUUAAUGAAUCAAUUACUUGAAAAUAUCUCACCAAAAUAUCUAUCAACCAAGGUGAUCAUUAUUGUGACAAAAGUCGAUUUAACAGCAAGUUGGGCAUUUGAAUACUCUGAACUUGAUUCUAUCGCUCAAUUGUUUCACGACUUGCAGAUAUUUCGUGUCAACUUAACAGUAAAAAUACAUGAUGGUCAUCUAUUCAUAUUUCUUACUAUUUUAUUAGAAUGAUUUACAACGCAAGCUGACAUGUGAACAAAUCACUCGACUGAUAAAGAUCAGCACAC